CGCAAUGCGGCGCUCGGCGGAAGCGAUCCUUCUUCUUGGAGGAUCGUCCAUCGAUUCUGUGGCAGCGCUGCUUCCAUCAGAUGGAUUGGUCGAUCGGCGAUUCCUUACUUAUCAGGUGCGUUUGAGCGGCGAUGGCGCUCUCUCUCCAAUUCGCGGUCUCCACGCCCCGGCAAGCGUCGCUGGAGAUUUCAAAGCUAACUCCCGGCUACAUUGCGUCGUCCUUGUCCUUGCGAUCUCCUUCCGCUUCUUCGCUCCAUUCUCUCGGCACAAGCAGCGGCAUUGCCGGGGCCGUGAAGAAGAGCUCCAGAAGAUGGAGAGCAGCGAAGACGGUGGCGAUGGCGGCAGCCGCUAACGAGGUGUCGAAUCGCAAGGUACUGAUUGUCAACACCAAUUCCGGUGGACACGCCGUGAUUGGCUUCUGGCUCGCCAAAGAUCUCGUCGCUGCUGGCCACGAAGUUACUGUCAUGACUGUCGGUGAGGAGAGCUCGGAUAAGAUGAAGAAGCCACCAUUCUCGCGGUUCUCGGAACUGCGAGAUCUUGGAGUAUCAACAGUGUGGGGCGAUCCGAAAGACGUUGGAGCAGCCGUGGGUGGCAAAUCGUUCCAUGCCGUUCUAGACAACAAUGGAAAAGAUUUGGAUGCUGUGAAGCCUGUUGUGGACUGGGCGAAAUCCCAAGGUGUGGAGCAAUUCUUGUUCAUCAGUAGCGCAGGAAUCUACAAAACUAGUGACGAGCCUCCGCACGUCGAAGGGGAUCCUGUGAAAGUGGACGCAGGCCACGUCGGUGUGGAGGACUACAUUUCAAAGUCGGCUUUCAAGUUUUGGUCCUCGUUUAGACCACAGUACAUGACUGGCUCCGGGAACAACAAGGACUGCGAGGAAUGGUUUUUCGACAGAAUCGUUAGAGACAAGCCCGUCCCAAUACCUUCUCCGGGGAUCCAAGUGACAAACAUUGCUCAUGUAUCCGACUUAUCGAGCAUGAUAACACUGGCGAUUGGGAAACCGAGCGCGUCCAACGCUACCAUCUUCAAUGCUGUGAGCGACCGCGCUGUUACUUUCGAUGGUCUCGUCCGGUUGUGCGCCAGAGCUGCGGCGAAAGAAGCGAAGAUUGUCCACUACGACGCCAAAGCUCUGGGAAUCGAUGCUAAGAAGGCAUUUCCUUUCCGAAACAUGCAUUUCUACGCGGAACCAAGAGCAGCAAAGGAGAAGCUCGGGUGGACGAGCUCGACAAAUCUCUCAGAAGCAUUGAAGGAGAGGUACGAGGAGUACAUCAAAAUUGGGAGAGACAAGAAGGAUAUCAAGUUUGAGAUCGAUGAUACCAUUCUGAGCAAAGUUGGAUAAACAUUGCUUUGCCAAAUGAGGUUCUUCCACACGACGUGGUCAGUAGUAUCUCGUCUCAGAGAACCAGUAAUGUCACUUUCAGAUCGAAGGAUGUUUGAGCUUCUCGGA
This is a messenger RNA of Selaginella moellendorffii, 1445 nucleotides long. RefSeq names its product chloroplast stem-loop binding protein of 41 kDa a, chloroplastic. Gene Ontology annotation, biological process: rRNA processing. Lineage: Eukaryota; Viridiplantae; Streptophyta; Lycopodiopsida; Selaginellales; Selaginellaceae. Gene Ontology annotation, cellular component: cytosol. The coding region runs from base 132 to 1337 and encodes 401 amino acids. Gene Ontology annotation, molecular function: RNA binding. The transcript is spliced from 7 exons. The record is from RefSeq and is a predicted model, not a curated record.